UAGCUUUAGGCACACCAUAAUUUGUCAUCUGUCACAUGUUUGUUUUCAAAAAACUUUCUAUCUUCAAUCUUCACUUUUCGACAUUUUUUAUAAAAUUAAUCACUUUUUUCUUAUUUUCUUUAAAAAGCAAUGAAAAUUCUUACGUAAAUAUACAGUAGAAUAGAAUACAUACAAUGCACCUGACUGCCUUUAUGAGAAGAGCUCUUCUGUAUCGCGGAUCCUUCAGAUUUACCCAAAAAAGCAUAAUGACAACCCCGAGAAAAAUGCAAGAAAUCUUAGAUGACCUUAAAGGCAACCCCUAUUAUGGUAAAUAUGCUGAAAAAAUUGCAGAAAUCCAGAAAACUUCACCAGAAGAUUUUAAAAAUCGAAUAGAAGAAAUAGAAGCAAUGAAAAAAAAGAAAAUUGAACCCACAAAAGAUAGGCAGUAUUCUCAAUUGCUUAAGCCCAAAGAAAACCUUAAAGCUCCAGUUCAAACAAAUGAGGCACCUUUGGAUGCAGUUAUGAAAAUUGAUCUAAUCAAGGACAAAUCGGCAAAAGAAAUUGAAGAGAUUUGGCAGAAAUACCAUAUUGAAAAGGAAUGUAUUUCAGCUGUUAUCCCUAGUAGAGACUUUGAGGUUCUUGAGGAGAGGUCUACCAAAUAUCCUACUUUCUUAUUCCCACUACCAAGAAGUCAAGGAUAUGAGUUCAUAAUGUGCCAGUUUGAAGCAAAUUCAGUUCAUUUUACCCCUUUGCUCUAUUUUCAAGUUCACAAGGAGAAUGCUCCUGAAUGCCUAACAGUAACCCACUUUAAAGAAUUUAAGGAUGAUAAAGGUAUUGUACUAAUGAGGGGUGAAUAUGACAAAAACAUAUUGACUGCAAAAGAAGCUCAAUGUCUUGCUAAUCAAUUGCAAAUGUUUUAUAUUCAAAGUGAUGAACAAAAAAUUAAGCUUCUUGAUGUAUUUACGCAUAAGCCUGAUAGUUUUGAUCACAUGGAUUUAGUGAAGGAAAUUAAUAAUUUAAAAUUAACUUGAUUGUAUAAGGGUAGUGUAAAUAAGAAUUACCUGUGUUAAUUAUUAA
Messenger RNA from Anthonomus grandis grandis, 1056 nucleotides. Its product is annotated as ATP synthase mitochondrial F1 complex assembly factor 1. The record is from RefSeq and is a predicted model, not a curated record. NCBI's taxonomy places the organism in Eukaryota, Metazoa, Arthropoda, Insecta, Coleoptera, Curculionidae. Bases 174 to 1010 code for a protein of 278 amino acids. The transcript has 2 exons. Gene Ontology annotation, cellular component: mitochondrion. Gene Ontology annotation, biological process: mitochondrial proton-transporting ATP synthase complex assembly.